This is a messenger RNA of Aspergillus welwitschiae, 2235 nucleotides long. RefSeq lists its product as uncharacterized. NCBI's taxonomy places the organism in Eukaryota, Fungi, Ascomycota, Eurotiomycetes, Eurotiales, Aspergillaceae. The coding region runs from base 1 to 2235 and encodes 744 amino acids. The record is from RefSeq and is a predicted model, not a curated record. The transcript has a single exon.
AUGCUGGGGUUUAUUCGUGCCAGUGAGAGCUUAGGCUCUCAUUUGGUGUGUCCUACAUACCGUCGAUGUCAAUUACCUGGCCUACCUCGCUGUUCUCCACUUCUUAUACUUCGGGAUCCUACGCGCCGCCCACGAUCGUCCAGAUCGGAACCAUCAAUAUACCGUCCUCAAUAUCGAAACGAGAUGCAGUAUGGGAACAGAGACAGGUUUGCUGAAAGGCAUGCUCCACGGCCAGGACGGGGAACAACAUGCAUACUGGAACCUGGUCAGGCUGACUUGGGCGAUCAUAAGAUCCCCAAGGCACAAGACGACAGAGGGGACGACAUUGGGGCUGGUCCCCAGGUCGAGAGUUUGGAGGAUGUGAAGAGAGACUUCAACGCUAUUCUCCGGGAUGGCCAACCAGACCAGGUGAUGGAUGCGAUGCUUGAUCCUCGCUUUGAGAGCUUAGUUUGCUUGAUGCCACAAAGCACCUUUGUUGAAGUCUUCCAUCUCCUCUCUCCGGCUUACUUUAUUGAUCCUUAUCGGGAAAUCCAUCGUCCCCUUCAUCCGUCGGCUGUCGAUGUCAAGCAGUACAAAUCACUGGAAUCGAUUUUUGACGAGUUUGCCAAUAACCUGUCUGCCAUCCUGCAGAUCAGGUGGGCGGGCGGCCAGCCCUUGGGCUUGGCUGAGUACACGCACCUGCUCGAUUGCGCACGCUCAAUGGGCGACGCUAUCAUGGCAGACUAUAUCUGGCAUACAAUUAGGGAGGAUGGAAUGGUGCCGGAUUCCCAGUGCUAUAACUACUACAUGGAAGCGAAAGUCUGGGAUAAAGCAUACACCGGCUUGGAGAAGUAUCGCCUCAGAAUGACCCCUUACCUGUAUCGGAAGAGGAGAUUCUUCGAACCCAACCCCGGAUGGCAAGGUUACGGUACUGCCGCCCGGAGUGUGAGAAAGGAAGUGCUGCAGAUCUUUAACGAGAUGACACAGGAGGGUACCUCGGGGGACACAACUACCUUUGUCAAUGUGAUCCUUGCGUCAAGCCGAGUUGGCCAUAUGCAAGGAAUCAAGAAUGUCCUGCACACCGUCUGGAACAUUGACGUUGAUGCGCUGCUAGAACAGGUCGAUGAGUCGAUGCUCCCGGAGGUGACCCCAUACGACCGUUCCUCACCGCUGUACCCCACAAGUCAUCUGCUGUUCGCCGUGGCGCAUGCCUUCGGCACCAACAAUGACAUCCCUGCCGCUCUGCGCACCAUAGAUUUUAUUUCGAGCAGAUACGACAUCCCGGUGCCGGAGAAUGUCUGGCUCGAGCUAUUUGAGCGAUCGUUCGUUUUGUCUCGUCCGAGGUUUGGCCCUGACGCUGAAAGGAACGCAAAGGGCCAGGUUUCAUAUGACUUCCUCAACUCCAUGUUCGAAACGAUGACAGCCGAGCCUUUCAACGUGCGUCCAACAAUCGAGGUGCACCAUAUUCUCGCCAAGACUGCGUGGGAUCGCGCCAGGCUGUCAGAAUUCAAGCACCAUAUGGAAGCUGCGUAUGACCUCUUAAGGGAGACAAGAAAGAAGAGGAGAACUGCAAGGUCGAUCAUAGAAGCAUAUCUGGGGCAGCCACAAACGCAAAUUCUGAGAUCGCGAGCCUUUGCAGAUGCUGUGCACGCGUAUGACAUUCUGCGCCUGCGCACUAUGCAGCAAACCGUUAUCAUGGAGCGUCUUGCAAGGCUUUUACUAAUUCACCGUCGCUGGGUGGGUAGUCAGAACCAAGUGUGGGAACGAAGCCUUCUACCGCAGGCGCUGGAAGAAUGGCGAGACUUUUUGCCAGAGUCCGUGGUAUACCAUACCCGAGGAGGCCUCGUCGAAUUUGAUGGUGCCACCUCUUGGCGCCAGCGUAAUAUAAGAUCCCAUGAUAGAGUACCAGUCCGGCGGCCAGCGUUCGGAACAAAUAUCGAGCUUGACGACGACGCGAACGAUAUUGACGACGACAUUUUCUGGGAUUAUUAUCGACAAUCUGCCCCACACCUUGAUCUGUCCAUUCCACCUCUGAGAAGGCUUUUCGAGGCUGUCCAAGAAGACAAUGUCAGUAGCACUUACGACGACGAAGCUUUUCUGGCCGAAGAGCUGGAAUAUGAAGCCGGUGAGCUUGAGAUCCCUAGGGUUGGGAGAGCUGCGAGGACGCCCAGACAGCGCGCGACCACUAGGGAGCACCAAGCAGGAGAAGCCGACGAACCCAUAACCACAGGUCCGGGGCCUCUCUUGUGGGCUUGA